UUUGUCACUAUCUCCUGCUCGUAUUUCUCAGCAGCAGAAUCGCAUGUUUUUUUGCUAGUAUUUUAGAUUUUAUUUAUAAGUGAAUUACAUAAAAAUGGAAGAAAACACACCUACAGUUAGCUUAGUAUCAUGUAUGCAUUUUGUUAGGCGAGGUGUGGCUAAAGCGGUUCCCGAAAAGAUUGAACUAACGGAAAAAGAAUUAGAGAAAAUAAUCAAACAGACCGCAAAUGAUUUAAGAUUAACGGAAGCCGGAGACGAUGUCAGCGACGAAGAAGGCGAAAGUUCUCGCGGGCCACCAGACCCGCCCGCUAAUCCAAAUGAUGAAUUUGACUUUGAGCACUAUGACCAGGACGACACAAGUAAUCCAGUUGGUAUUGGCUCAGUGGCAACAUUACCCAAUUUAGGUGACUUAAGUGAAAAUGUUCAAAUUAGGACAGAAGGACCAGACAGUGAUGAGGAGGAUGACAUCAUCAAAGCCGACGAUAACCUGCUUCUAGUUGGUCACGUUGAAAGCGAUGCCAGCGUACUGGAAGUAUACAUUUUCAACAAAGAGGAAGACUCGUUUUAUGUCCACCACGACAUCAUUCUUCCAUGGUUCCCGCUGUGCAUCGAGUGGCUGAGCCAUGACCCUUCAGACCCUAACCCAGGCAACCUCUGUGCCCUCGGGGGCAUGGACCCAGUGAUCCAGGUGUGGGACCUCGACAUCGAGAACUGUUUGGAGCCGGCCUUCAAGCUCGGCAAGAAGCCCAACAAGAAGAAAAAGACUAAGCGCGUGGGACACAAGGACGCUGUGCUUGACCUGUCUUGGAAUAGGAAUUUUUCACAUGUGCUGGCAAGCGGGUCUGCAGACAACACAGUGCUCCUCUGGGACCUGGACCAAGGGUCGCCGCACACAAAACUAAACUACUUCGAAGAUAAGGUGCAAUCGGUGUCGUUCCACCCUCUAGAAGCGCAGACGUUGUUGACGGGCGCGUGCGACGGGCGCGCGCGCGUCAGCGACUGCCGGACGCCGGACGCGCGCCGCGCCUGGCAGCUGCCGCCCGAGAUCGAGCGCGCCGUGUGGGACACGCAGAACCCAUUCUGCUUCGCCAUGAGCAACAACCAAGGAAAAGUAGCGUACGUGGAUUGUAGACAGGAUGAGCCGCUAUGGACCAUAGAUGCACACGAAAAAGAAAUCACAGGUCUAAUACUAAGCGACAAAGUUCCCGGCUUGAUGGUCACUGUCAGCACAGAUGGAAAAAUGAAAUCGUGGGACAUAACUAGCGGCGCAUGCGUGCAAGUGAGCGAGCGUUCGGGCCGCGUGGGGCAGGCGCUUUGUGCGGCCGCGUGUCCCGACGCGCCAUUCUCUCUGGCAGUGGGCGGGGACAAUAAGGAGUGCUUCAUAGAGGUCGUCGACUUGUUGGCCAGCGACACAGUUUCAAAUCGCUUCGGGUCGCGGCCGCUGGUGUCUAUAACGGUGGAAUCAAACGAUAACGCUAUGGAAGCAUAGAAUAUAAUUUUACAUUUAUAAAAUAUAUUACCCUGUUUACAAAA
This is a messenger RNA of Ostrinia furnacalis (Asian corn borer), 1533 nucleotides long. It is a transcript of the gene nclb, whose product is annotated as PWP1 homolog no child left behind. Gene Ontology annotation, molecular function: protein binding. The coding region runs from base 95 to 1489 and encodes 464 amino acids. Gene Ontology annotation, biological process: rRNA processing. The record is from RefSeq and is a predicted model, not a curated record. Lineage: Eukaryota; Metazoa; Arthropoda; Insecta; Lepidoptera; Crambidae. Gene Ontology annotation, cellular component: nucleus. The transcript is spliced from 13 exons.